UAAAAAACAGUGUUGAAUUUGUUGAUGGUUGAAGGCAGAAAUCAGGAUGAACAGAAAAGGAAAAUAAUUUCAUUAGACAUGCCAAAAACACUAGUAUUUCAACAAUUUCUACUCACCUUGCAGUUAUCCCUUUAUGUUAUUGUUAUAAAUUGCGGUGGUAAUAACCUCCACCUUAUAGGAACUUCUACUGCAGAAGUUAUAAAUGGGGAUGUAUUCUUUGAGAUAGUGGAUCCAGCAGAGUUGGAGUAUACUUAUAGAAUUCGCCCUGCAAAAGACUUUGGGGCCCCAUUUAAUACAUCUUUUCACAUUAAAAAUGUUCCUCUGGUUCCCAUUUUACCACUAUAUGGAUGUAAACCACCUGACAACUUUGAUGAUAUAGAGGGCAAUGUUGCUCUAAUAGAGAGGGGUCAUUGUUCCUUCAAGACAAAGGCCCUUAUUGCUGAGAGAGCUGGAGCUAGAGCAGUUAUAAUUAGUGAUAUUGACUUAUCAAAUGAAGAAUAUUUCAUAGAGAUGAUUGAUGACAAUUCUGUGGAAGAAGUGAAUAUUCCUGCUGGAUAUCUGAUGGGUAAAAAUGGGUUGAUGAUUUUGAAUACCCUGCAAAGACUAAAGAAAACAUAUGCCAUUAUAAAUUUGCCAGUUAAUUUAACUUUUACACCAGUACACAAAAUGAAUCAACCACCUUGGUUGGGGUGGUGAUUCAUAUAAUAACUUGUUCACUUAUUCUAUUAGCAAUAACAUUUUGAUGCAUUGGGAUUGAAAGAAAACAAAUUACUAUAUUGAAUUCUUGCUCAUGAGGUAUUGCAAUGCAAGCAUUUCCCACUUAUAGUUGCACAAUUUACUUUACAAUUGUUUAUAGAUAUUUGAUUUUGUUGUUAAUGUUUAAUUUAUUUAAAAACUCUUGUUGAAACAAAUAAGUAUAGUGGCAGUUUCCCAUACAUGAAAUUUGAAGCAUUUAAAAUGAUAAACAUAAAAUAUUUAUUACAUCAUGAUUGUAUGCUAGGCAUAGAAGAUUUGGGUAUUAUGAAAAUAAAUAAGAUAAAUUGUUAA
Molecule: messenger RNA, 1047 nt
Organism: Phaedon cochleariae (mustard beetle)
Lineage: Eukaryota; Metazoa; Arthropoda; Insecta; Coleoptera; Chrysomelidae
Source: the annotation of a GenBank genome assembly